AGGAAAAUAAGGCGAAGUCUUCUGCAAAUUGGAGAAAAAUAAAUUUUCUUUCUUCUCUCGGAUCGCACGUAAAAGCACUACUACAUUGCGUAUGCAUCGUAUACGGACAUUGCUGCAUCGAGUGUAGAAUUUUAUUACAACUACAACGAAGAAUUUGCUCCAAAAUUGAUUACGCUGGUAGCAGUGGACUUGGGGAUAGUCCCCCAAAGAAAAAGAGAAAACACCAAAGUUCAUCGUCUUCUACGUCGUCGUCGUCUGCAUCUUCGAGCAAAUCAUCGCCAGCAAAUCAAUCGCACGAGCAGGAAAAACACACGGACGAGCAAAAACAGGAGCUUGCUACGAAAAAAGUGCAAAAAGAGUGCCAAGAAAUGCUUGGUGAAGGUCAGUCGUCCACAGCGAACAACAAUUUUUCGACAAAUGGCACCUCGAGCGCAUCAGAUCUCAACAAUGGGUUUCUCCCGGCCGCAGGCAACUCGCACAAUAACGCCAACAAUGGCGAUGCCAAUGGCGUAAGCAACGGAUCAGCUGUUGACAAGCCAAAGCCCGUACUGGAUCGCGUCAAUCAGGACAUUGUGCGUCUCAUCGGGCAACAUCUCAAGUUGAUCGGGUUAGAAAAGAGCGCCGAAACGCUCAUGCAAGAGUCGGGUUGCUGCUUGGAACAUCCAGCUGCUGCAAAAUUCCGUGAAUACGUGUUGUGUGGCGACUGGAGCAAGGCAGAUCACUGUUUGGAAGCCCUUUCGACGCUCAUCGAUGAAAAAGUGCACGACAAGCAAUGCAUUGUCGAGAUGAAAUUUUUGUUGUUGGAACAGAAAUACUUGGAAUUCCUCGAGGAAGGACGUCCCAUUGAUGCUUUGCACGUUUUGCGUAACGAAUUGACGCCGUUGCAGCAUAACACGCCACGCGUUCAUCAACUUAGCAGCUACAUGAUGUGCACAAAUAACUCGGAGCUGUAUCAACGUACCGGAUGGGAGGGUUGCGGUGUGAAAUCUCGCUCACGUCUCAUGGAUCGCUUGCAAUCGUUCUUGCCAGCGAGUGUCAUGUUGCCGCCGCGACGCCUCAAAACGUUGCUCGUGCAAGCGGUGGACCUGCAAACGGAACGUUGCGCAUGUCACGACAUGGCCUGGAAAACGGACAUCAAUAAUGUGUCGUUGUUGCAGGAUCACAACUGCUCCGCGGACCAAUUCCCCAUGCAGCCGCUGCAAGUGCUUAAUGAUCACUCCGACGAGGUUUGGUUCUGCAAAUUUUCGCCCGACGGCCUGAAACUGGCAACUGGCUCAAAAGAUACGACAGUUAUCAUAUGGGAAGUGGAUCCGGUGAAGCUCACGGUGCGUCAUAAACGCACUUUUGAUGGGCAUCUCUUCUACGUGUCUUUCCUCACGUGGUCUCCCGACAGCAAAUACUUGAUUGUUGCGGGUCCCGAAGACUGUGGCGAGUUGUGGAUAUGGAAUGUGGAGGAUGAGAAGCUCCAUGUGAAGUUGGCGCACAGCUCGGAGGACAGUUUGACAUCGGCUGCCUUCAAUUGUGACGGAACGCGUUUCGUAACGGGCGGGCAACGCGGGCAAUUUUACUUGUGCGACUUGGAUGGCACCAUUCACGAUAGCUGGGACGGCGUUCGCGUUUUCGGCUUGGCAUUCCGAUCGGACAAUCGCACGGUGCUGUGUGCCGACAAUCAUUCGCGCAUCCGCAGCUACUGCUUCGAGAAUCACAUCGACGCGAACGUCUUGCAGGAGCAAAAUUCCAUUCUGGCGUUCAGUGUUAGCGCCAACGAUCGUCUCGCACUGCUGAAUAUCUCGUCGCAGGGACUGCAUUUGUGGGAUUUGCGUGACAAGUGUCUCGUACGGCGCUUCCAGGGAUGCAGUCAAGGCACCUACACGAUUUAUUCGUGCUUUGGCGGCAUCAACGAGAGUUUCGUCGCGAGCGGAAGCGAAGAUAACAAAGUUUACAUUUGGCACAUUCGACGCGAAGAACCACUUGCGACACUUACGGGACACACACGCACCGUAAAUUGCGUCUCGUGGAACCCCGUUUUCCCAUCGCUCUUGGCAUCGGCCAGUGAUGACGGCACCGUACGGAUUUGGGGCCCGAAACAACCGCAACCGGAUCACAUUGAGAAUUCGCUGAAUUCGUCGCCCUCAAAUAACUCCUGGAACUUAUCAUAAUAAGACUAUUUUAUCCUUUCCCCUUAAAAAAAAGCUCCCCAUUUAAAAAAAAAUAUCAAGUGGUUUCUUGAAAGAAAACAAAAUUAGUUCUUUGAAAACUAUUUUCGUAGAUGUUUGAAAAAAAAAAUUUCAAGUUUUUCGCUUUAAUCGUUUUUAAGCCAACUCUCUAAAUUUAAAUUACUCGACUGUUUUUUUUUUAUUUCGACUAUUAUAUUUGAUGAAUUUAACAAAAAAUUUUUGUAUUAAUAAGAAAUUAUUAGAAGCACGGUAUUUGGUAACGAAAAAAAAAAUUAAAAUGUAAGUUUUUUUAUAUUAUGAAGAAAAAAAAAUUAUGAAAAUUAACAAAAAAAAAAAAGAUUGAUAUUAGACUUAAAAAAAUUAACUUUUAAAAAUCGUGCUUUUUUUGAUG
Molecule: messenger RNA, 2568 nt
Organism: Culicoides brevitarsis
Lineage: Eukaryota; Metazoa; Arthropoda; Insecta; Diptera; Ceratopogonidae
Product: WD repeat-containing protein 26 homolog
Exons: 2
Coding region: 369-2159 (596 amino acids)
Biological process (GO): proteasome-mediated ubiquitin-dependent protein catabolic process
Cellular component (GO): GID complex
Molecular function (GO): protein binding
Source: RefSeq, a predicted model, not a curated record